AUGAUCAUCACUUGCUUCCUAAACUAUCUAAUUUUGGGGAUUCUGGUGAUCUUCUCCCCGCCUGCCAAUGGAUCUUUCAACGCAGCUGUCAACAACACCUUGAUGAAUCUCGAAUACAAUUGCCUUUUGCGGAGGAAGAUGUUUUUGCAUGGUGGACGGGAUGUGGAUUGGAGGGCAUCACCUUGGGUGGCCUUACUCUAUCUGCCAGAUGACCUCAACCAAUGUCGCUGUGGUGCCACUCUGGUCACUCCAAGAUUUGUUCUAACCGCUGCACACUGCUUGGAGAUGUGUCCAAGAAGAAAUGAGUUAAGAGUUUGCUUUGGAGCUAGCCUGAUAACCUCAUCGAGCAGCUGCCUGAAGAACUUCGGAAUCGAGCAACGCGUUGUGCACGAAGAAUUCAGCUGGAGCGAGCAGGUGAAUGAUAUUGCUCUGCUUAAACUCGACGGGAUCGUGAAUAGCAAAGGACCAAUCGAGCCGGUUUGUCUGCCUAUAAGCAGCGCAUUGAAUGACUUCUACGCAGUUCCGGAGGUAACCUUUAUGGCCUAUGGCUGGGGAACCACUGAGCUUAGAGUUCACUCUAGGACCCUUCAGAUGAUCAUAGUAAAGGAGACGCCGUGCGCUUAUGACACCGAUGGAAUGUACUUCUGCACCAGCAGCCACAUCGUGGACUCGUGCCAAGGAGAUUCUGGUGGUCCGUUGGUCGUGGACCGGACACAGUUUGGUAUCAUAGCCCACGGUAGAUAUCCUGGUGCAUGUGGAGUGGCGGGCGGCGCCUUCAACACAAAUGUCUCCUACUUCAUGCCAUGGAUCGUCGACAAGCUGUCCAUCCAUUGGUGAUUGAUGACUACAGAGAUUACAGGUUGCCUCUAACCUUAGAAUUUUAAUAAAGAUUAUUCUUAAUAAAAA
Molecule: messenger RNA, 906 nt
Organism: Drosophila eugracilis
Lineage: Eukaryota; Metazoa; Arthropoda; Insecta; Diptera; Drosophilidae
Product: serine protease grass-like
Exons: 4
Coding region: 1-837 (278 amino acids)
Biological process (GO): proteolysis
Molecular function (GO): serine-type endopeptidase activity
Source: RefSeq, a predicted model, not a curated record